Molecule: messenger RNA, 1697 nt
Organism: Mizuhopecten yessoensis (Yesso scallop)
Lineage: Eukaryota; Metazoa; Mollusca; Bivalvia; Pectinida; Pectinidae
Exons: 2
Coding region: 391-1431 (346 amino acids)
Cellular component (GO): membrane
Source: RefSeq, a predicted model, not a curated record
CGUUCAGUACUUAUGUCAAUUGAAUAAAGUCAGAGCUAAUAACCGUUGGUAAAGCCUUUCUUCUGACCAAUUUUAGAAGCAACUAGCUGUAGAAAUAAUAUUAAAAUUACUCUCCAGAAAGUGGAGAGGAGCUGUUUUGAGUAUAUACCUGGGAGCUCAUUAUAUCUGCGAGAGUGCACCAUGAGAUAAGACGUCUUGAUUCGCCGCUGAUACUUUUACAGUGCGAGUGCAUGGCUUAACCCCAGGAAUCCCAGUAGCCGGUACCACAAGGAUCUACAGUCUGCUCGUGCAUGGCCAGUCACCUCACGUGCACACAUACAACUACAAUAGUAGUCUCAGUCAUUUGUCUCGUAAUUUGUCACUUGAUCGAAGUGUCUUAUUCCUUAAAUAAUGUGUGACGUGUUUAAAAGUGAAUUCACUUGGAAGAAUUGUGGAUUUUCUCACAGAAAUAGGAAAGCAUUUUACACAUGUCAGUGGCAGUGGCCUCCCUGGCUGUUUCUCCUGUUUCGACUUGUUGUCCUUGGUUACGUGGUAGGGGCAUUUAUACCAGUCAUCGUACCCAAAGACGCAAACGCCAAGCACAGCCUCCUCGUCUACCUCACUAUAUGGACCUAUAGCAUCCUCAUUGCACAUAAUCUCAUCGCCACCAUCGUCGCAUUAUUUUAUCAUUGUAUGCAAGAGCGGGAUGAAGAUGACUUUUCAGUCGGGAUUGCAUCUCACCGAUAUCAUGUCAGUGGAAAUAGAAAUUCCACCUACAGUUCGUUUAAAGAAAAUACGUUCCGAACUGAUGCAGAUGCUGCGUCUUAUACCAUAACCAAGGAAUCCAGUGACGCGAACACUAAGUACCAGGCUGCCAUAGGCACCGACCAAUCCGAUGGAGGGUUGUCUCUCAAAGCUCAAUCAAAUGGACGCAUGAACUCGGAGUCGGAGACGCGGUCUGUGACAACGACAACUCCAAUUAUGUAUGACGAAACAGAAGACAACUUGUCUUGCUUGAUGAAGUUUUCAUGGCUUUUGUCUGCGCUAGCGCAACACUUUUCGAUCUUUGUUACUUUAUUGUAUUUCACGGCCGUGUUCCCUUUCCUAAGGGUACGAGCUGAUCUCGUGAAUGACAUAAACUUGCACGCAGUCAACAGCUUCGUAGUCCUGCUCGACCUCGCGGUGAGCGCGCGGCCUGUGAGAUAUCUGCACGUGCUGUACCCUGCCAUCUACGGCUGCGCCUACACUGUAUUCUCCAUUGUGUACUGGACAUUUGAUAAGGAGUCCAAUGUCAUAUACGCCAUCUUGGAUUGGAACAAUCCCGCCUUAACAUUAGGCGUCAUAGCCGGGGCCAUAUUAAUAGUGGUACCGCUGAUACAGUGCAUGUUGUUUGGUUUAUAUAGACUUAGACUGAAAAUAUACAACAGUGUCUAUAAACAUUCUUACACGUGAGAUAGGUUCUAAACAUACUUACUUGAUAGAAAUAAUUCUUUUCUUCCGUUUUUAUUCAAUUUUGUUUGAACAUACAUGUUGUAUUUUUGUAAACACUAUUUCAUAUAACAGUAGGGCUGUGCACACGGUACGUUAAUUAUAGGAGAGCUUUACUUUUAUCACUAGUUUGUGUCAUUGCACAUAUGUUUUACUUAAAGAGAAGAUAUACCCGACUUAGCUGGGAUGUAUUGAAAGGUUAUCGGUCUCUAAUAAAUUCAUUAACCAGU